Messenger RNA from Paramecium pentaurelia, 573 nucleotides. Lineage: Eukaryota; Ciliophora; Oligohymenophorea; Peniculida; Parameciidae. The record is from the annotation of a GenBank genome assembly.
UGUAUGCAGUUCAUACAUGAUUAUGCUAUAAUAGGAGAAGAAGAGAAUGAACCAAAAUUGAUCAAUCCAUAACCAUUAAAUUAACAUUUCUAAAACUUUUCCAAUCUUUUGUAAGCUUAAAAAGAAAGAUAAAAAUCCAAAAUAUUUAUGCCUUUAGAUUUGAAUAUGAUCAAUUAAUCAUAAAAUGGAUAUAAAUCUUCUGCUCGUUUAAGUCCUAGAAGUUAUUUUACAAAUAAAUAAGUUCCUAGUGUCGAUAAAAUAAUGUAGAAAAUGGCAAUUAAACAUGUUUCACAUCAUCAAGUUCCAACUAAAAAAGAAGAAUUCUAUGAAAGAUAAAUUAGAUGGUUAAAUUAGAUAAAAUAAACAAAUAAAGUUAAAAAUCAACAUAAACUUAAUUAAGAAAUAUAGAAUUGUCCAUUCAAACCUUAUACAAGUCCUUAACAGAACAUUAACAAAGAAAAAUUAAAAGAAAAUUCAAAAAGCAUUCUGAGUCCCUAACCAUUUAAGAAACCUAAUAAAAGAAAUAAUUCUUAUACUAAAAUUCAUUUAGCAAAGAAAUAGAGUUUUGGUUGA